Triticum urartu is the source of this 1299-nucleotide messenger RNA. RefSeq lists its product as uncharacterized. The record is from RefSeq and is a predicted model, not a curated record. Lineage: Eukaryota; Viridiplantae; Streptophyta; Magnoliopsida; Poales; Poaceae.
AAACUACAGUACUCACAAACCCUAGAAGCACGCAUCACUCCUCCUGUCCACCACCACGCUCGUCCACCACUACCACCAGCUGGCAGCCAUGGCGGCGAGCACGAAGAAGCUCCGUCCGCUCCUGCUCACCCUCCUCCUGCUCCUCACCGCCGCCGUCGCGGCGCCCGCCAUCGACUGCGACUGCGACAAGCCCAAGGCCCCCAAGCCCUCCCACCCGCCCAAGACCAAGCCCCCCACCAAGGACCCCAAGCCGGGACCCAAGGGCCCCACCUACCCGUCGCCGGCGCCCAAGGGCCACCUCCCGCGCCCGCCGGUCGUCGGCCCGCCGAAGGGCCACGUCCCUCGCCCGCCGGUCGUCGGCCCGCCGAAGGGCCACGUGCCCCGGCCGCCGGUCUACGGUCCGCCCAAGGGCCCCAUCACGCGCCCGCCGGUCACCAAGCCACCUGUCGUCGUCGGCCCGCCGGUGACCCACCCCACGCCGCCGGUGAGCGCGCCUCCGGUCACAUACCCAGCGCCACCGGUGACCACCCCUCCGGUCACCUACCCUGCGCCACCGGUGACCGCCCCUCCGGUCACAUACCCUUCACCUCCAGUCACCGCUCCCCCGGUCACGUACCCGACGCCGCCAGUGAACACGCCAUGCCCUCCGCCACCACCGGCGACGCCCGCGGCGCAAACGUGCCCGGUGGACUCGCUGAAGAUCGGCGCGUGCGUGGACCUGCUGGGCGGGCUGGUGCACGUGGGGCUCGGCGACCCGGUGGUGAACAAGUGCUGCCCGCUGCUGGAGGGGCUUGUGGAGCUGGAGGCGGCGGUCUGCCUGUGCACCACCAUCCGGCUCAAGCUGCUCAACAUCAACCUCGUCCUGCCCCUCGCCCUCCAGCUCCUCCUCACCUGCGGCAAGACGCCUCCCACCGGCUACACCUGCUCCAUCUAGUCGAGCUAAGCUCGGUGAGUCAGUGCACGUGGAGAUGGUGGAUCAUGGAUGGAUCGACAUGAGAGGAUGUCGAACGUGGUCGUAGUACGUAGCGAGCAAGAAGAAGAGAUUGAUCGAUCAGCUAUGAAGGGAUCGAUGAGUGCGUGUUUGCUUUUCUUCAUUUCUUGUGGUUUCCUUUAUCUGUUUGGUUAGGUCUGCGUGCUCUGGUUUGAUCGGUGCAAGAGGUGAUAAUCGGUGCGUGUACUGAUUACUUAAUUGUGUGGUCACAGCCAGUCCUGGUCACAGCUGAUGGCCAAUUGGUUAAGCUUGCAAACACCAGUAGUAACAUUCCAUGGCAUGAAUAAUUCACAGAGCUGUUCAAUCCA